AUGCAUAUAAAGAAUUACAUCAUGAAAUCAAAAUCGAAAAUAAAGAAAGGUAUUGAUUAUUAAAUGAUGUUAUUGUAUUAAUUUACAUUCAUUCAUUGUAUAUUACUAUGAGAGGUAUCAAUAUUAUUGAUAAAAAAAUAGCUAACAUUUUAUAUGUCAUACUUAAAUACAUCUCUAGAGUUAAUAUGAUUAAUCAAAUUAAGAAUUUCAAAUUAGUAAAGAUUUCAUAAAUCUGGUAGAUAUUCAUUCAUCUAUAUUCUUUGUCUAUCAAUAGAUGUCAUAAUAGAACUUCAAAAAUUUACAUUGAAAUAUUAAAUCUGCAAAUAUAUAUAUUCUUAGUUAAAAUUACAAUAUCAAACUUGGAGAUUUUGGGUGAAAAUUCCAAAUUUUGUAAAACCUAAGCUGAACAAUUUUAUUAAUUGACUCCAGAAUAAAUCAAUGAGACUCAUUUUUUUGAAAGUAUUAUUAUAUGGACAUGA
Messenger RNA from Paramecium pentaurelia, 479 nucleotides. NCBI's taxonomy places the organism in Eukaryota, Ciliophora, Oligohymenophorea, Peniculida, Parameciidae. The record is from the annotation of a GenBank genome assembly.